Messenger RNA from Drosophila serrata, 2133 nucleotides. RefSeq lists its product as uncharacterized. Lineage: Eukaryota; Metazoa; Arthropoda; Insecta; Diptera; Drosophilidae. The record is from RefSeq and is a predicted model, not a curated record.
GAGAAUGUGUAAAUUAAAGUAGGUUUAGUAUUUACAGUCCGCUAAAUUCUUUAUAACAAAAAAGUUAUCACGAAACACAAAACCUUUAGGAAAAUGUCAAAAUCAAAGCGUUUUAGAGGCCACAAGAAACCUCUUAGUUUACAGAGGCACGAAAGUCAUCACAGUUUGAGUGGAAUUUGUGACUACAGACGGGUGAAGACCAGGACUUCCGAGCCGAGUUCCAUGCAACCAAGAGACGUCUUUAAAAUAUGCACAUCCAUGCUGGAAGCUCAAAGACGUAUAGCAGCUGGUGAAUUCGAAAAGAAAGUCGAGUCCUUGGAGUCACCUAAAACUAGUGACAACUCCCAAGCUGAGAAAACUGAAACACACAGCGAUGCCGCUGAAAAAUCAGGCAAAUCUCCUGGAAUACAACCCCGACCGAGUAACUUGAAACAAGGAUUUGUCUCCAGAAAAUACAAGACUUCGCUUUUUUCACCAUCCGGUAAAAUGGUAAAGAGUAACCAAUUUUCGCAACACUCAAAAAAUACCUACCAGUUCCAUGUUAACCAACCAAAAACUCUUGACAAAGCCGUUGAAAAACCAGAACAAUCUCCAGUCUCAAAACCCAAAAUGAAAUCUAUGCAACGCAGAAUCGUUUCCAAAAAAGGCACAUCCUCUCCAAGACCUCGCAACCGUAUCAUUGGUGGUGGCUCCCCAAUUCCAGAAUGCUCUAAAUGCAAAGAUCAAUGCACAGAUACGAUAACGCUUUGCAAAUCAGAAAACAACAAAUUGGAAUACUGCACAAAACCAAUUUUGGAAUCUCAUAAAUCUGCAUUAAGCAAUACACGAUCGUCACGGCGUGGAAGUUGUGUAUCCUUCACGGAGCCUGUGGCAGCGGACAUUCCCGUUUGUGUCAGGAAGUGUUCAAGUUCGGAGUCAAAUCAUUCCACAGCCCAAAACGAGAUCAUAUAUUCGGAGCCGGAUCAUGCCAAACCGGUACCAGUAGCUCCUACCGAGGAGAAAAUCUCAAGGAAAAAAUGCAAAAAGUACAAGAGACCCUUAAUUGUGGUGCCAAUGGGAGAGGGAACCAAGAACGAGGACAAGGAGGAGCCACCGAAGAAGAAAACCAGCAGAUGCUCGAUAUCUUCACUACAGUAUUCUGCAAACUCCCCGAAACAAAAGAGUUAUAUACCCUACACCCGUAGCUCCUUUCACCACGUUGAUUCCCUGAAUAAACUUCGAGUGUACUCUGCAGGCUGCCAACAACGUGAUCCGUCCCCUCAAUCGACGUCCUGCGCCACUUGCCCUAAUGUAUUAAAACAAUUGGGUGAACUUACUCGGAAGGUGGAGUGCCUUGAGAAAAAACAAAUCACUGAUAUUCGUCAGGAAUUGGAUUGCCUUAAAGCUACCAUAAAAUGCCUGUCCGAGAAACAGGGGAAGAAGGAACUCGAGCCCGAACCAGAGCCCAAGCCCAAGCCCAAUUCCAGCCUGGAGAGAAAGUGCUUAAGCACCUGCCAGUUCUGUCAGGGAAGAAAUUUACCCAUUCUGGACAGCUUCAAGCAUCAGCUAAAGGAAUCAAUUGGGAAUCGAAGCUGCACAGAUGUGGUGUUGUCCGUCUUCCUGCGGGCAGACAAUUUAUACCACGUAAAUCUCAGGGAUCUAAAGAGCGGCAAUUCCCUAGCCUGUUUCCUGGUCACAGAUAAUGCAAUUAUGGAGGUCCAGCAAUUGGGUCUCUUCAGGGACAUACUCACCUUCUCUGUGAUCGAUGUGCGGAAUACCUUGAAGCCCAAGAACUGCGCCUUGGGCAUCACCUUUGAGCUCGUCGAUACGGAGCGCCAAAAGGGUGGCAGUGACACAAUAGACAGUGGACUCUGCAUCAUGUGCAAGCCGCUUUUGGCUCGAGUCCUGGGACUACCACUUCACCGGCUGAGGCAUGUGUUCACGGAUCCGGCAAUUACCGCCAAUUACCUAAAGAAAUCGUUCAAGGGGAAUGUCUCCAGUAUAGAGCAAAUUUAACCAGACAAAGGCACUCGUCACUUUGUUUUAGCCAAAGUGGCUGCAAAAUUACCAUUUUAUAAGAACAGCUUUUUUAUUGCCAUUUCUAGAAAUUAUACUCUGGUCGUAAUAAAAAUUAAACAAAUGAUUUAUAUUAAA